GCAUCCUUCUGGGCAGCUCACGGCUUUCCCCUCUCCCGCCGUGUCGCCGCCUGCAGUGCCUGCUCUGACAGAUAGGGGGCAGCGAGACACACCUGCACCUCCGCUCGGCCGUGGGGUCUGAAUGCGGAGACCUCAGGUCACACACUGGGCCAGUGACUGGUCUUGGGCCUCCACAUGCCACAGUGGCCCUCAGGAGGAAUGGCAGUUGUGGGCAGCAUGCUUGGCCUGUUGCAGCAGCAUGUGGUGAUAGGGGCUGCCCCUGUGGUCCGCUGCCUGCACAUAUCUUCGCGUUGGGCUGACAGCAGCAGAGCUUCGCUCACUCGUGUGCACAGACAGGCCUAUGCACGCCUCUACCCCAUGCUCCUGGUCAAGCAGGAUGGCUCCACCAUUCACAUCCGCUACCGGGAGCCCAGACGAAUGCUGGCGAUGCCUGUGGACCUGGAUGCCCUGUCCCCAGAGGAGAGGCGGGCACGGUUCCGCAAACGGGAGGCCCAGCUCCGAGGGAAGGAGGAGCAGCAGCCAGAGCUCCUUGACAACUUUGACCUGGAGCGGUACAAGCAGUUUUGGACCAAGAAGUGAUCAUACCCACAAGCUGCCCUGGCUCAGGAUGCUGUAGAAGGGGAGGGCAUUCAUCUUUAAAUUGAGUAUCAGGAUUUUAAAA
Molecule: messenger RNA, 661 nt
Organism: Myotis brandtii (Brandt's bat)
Lineage: Eukaryota; Metazoa; Chordata; Mammalia; Chiroptera; Vespertilionidae
Gene: MRPL55
Product: mitochondrial ribosomal protein L55
Exons: 4
Coding region: 175-579 (134 amino acids)
Biological process (GO): translation
Cellular component (GO): mitochondrial large ribosomal subunit
Molecular function (GO): structural constituent of ribosome
Source: RefSeq, a predicted model, not a curated record